Messenger RNA from Suillus fuscotomentosus, 995 nucleotides. Its product is annotated as HCNGP-like protein-domain-containing protein. The record is from RefSeq and is a predicted model, not a curated record. Lineage: Eukaryota; Fungi; Basidiomycota; Agaricomycetes; Boletales; Suillaceae. Gene Ontology annotation, biological process: regulation of DNA-templated transcription. Gene Ontology annotation, cellular component: nucleus. The transcript has 6 exons. The coding region runs from base 17 to 832 and encodes 271 amino acids.
UUUGUCUUUCACUCUCAUGAACGGUCUUCACGCCUAUGGAGAUGACUCGCAGAGCGACUCGGAGGAGAAAGUCGCUUCAUCCUCAAAGACCAGUGUGGGAAUAUAUCUAAAUAAUGAUAAGGCGCUGAAGAGUGUAUCAAACUCAUUCCCAGAUGCCAACUCAGCUCGCCUGCUACCAAAAUCUCAAGUAAUCAUUCGUCGGCCUGCGCAGCAGAGAGGUCACCCUCGUGCUCAUGUAUCAGAUGAAAUUGCAGACGGUUCAGAAAGCCUUCGAGCUUUCAGUCCAGCGUCCAUGCCCGAUGCGUUUCCGAACACGGAACAAGUUGAAACUGGAUCUCCAGAGGAGGCUGAUGAAAUCUCCCACCUUCGACAACUAUUGAGACCACUGCCAAUUCCAGGAUUCACAGACUGGGGCAUUUUGCCAGCGUCUUCAUCUCCAUAUGACCCCGCAAUUCAGACUAAACUUGCGAAAUUUCAUACCUUGAAGCAAGAUCCUGAACAUCCGAAGCAUUUUAACGAUUCACUUAUGUCCAACCGGUCCUUCCGCAAUCCCCAUCUAUAUGCUAAGUUGGUGGAAUUUGUGGAUGUCGAUGAGCGCACGACAAAUUUUUCAAAGGAUAUGUGGGAUCCAGAUGACAUGCGCUCUGAAUGGUUUGCGGACAGCAUCGCUGCGCUGCAAAAAGCUCGUUCAGAGCAAACUGCUUCCUCUCAGUCGAAGCGAACACAGAUCAAUUUCACGACUCCUGCAAAGGUACCACCCCAUCAUCCCACUCAUGACAAGCUGGCCCCACGACACGGUAGCAGAUUCCAUCCCUACUCUCGCGCGCGCUAAGCUCGAUAUUCAUGUAUAUUACCACGCAUCUCUAUAUGUUACUCUCUCCAGGGUCCUUGAAAUGUAUCAGUUAGAUGUGUUAUCAUGGUGCCCAACCCUAAAUACGCUGCAAUUGUCCAAGACAGUGCGUGAUCAGCUCCACCGGAGUCUAGUCAACAUGCAG